AUGGGCAGCGUGCGGUUGCUCGCAUCACGUGCCACCAGCGUUGAUGACGAUCGCGCCGCGGCCAACGAUAACGUACUGCAGCGCGCAGCGACAGCACUGCAAGCGGCCGAGCAGCAAGACCAAGACGCCUUCUAUGCUGCUCAUGUGGCAGCUUGUGCAUCGCUGUACAGCAGUCGUAUCGAGGUGGAUGGCAACACGACGCUGGCUGCCAUCGUCAACGCGUCCCUGUAUGGCUUGAUGACGGCCCUUCGUGGGGAAGUGACGUAUAGCACCAGUCCUGGCGGGCUGGCCACCAACACAUACCAUGGGCACACCUUCUGGGACGUUGAGACGUGGAUGUGGCCAACGCUGAAUCUUUUCUAUCCAGACAUUGCGCUGAGCGUGUUGACCUAUCGCAGCAACCGCUUGGGCGCCGCGGAGUCUAUUGCUCGCUCACAUCACAUGGAUGGGGCCAUGUUUCCGUGGGAAUCGGCUUUUACGGGACAGGAGACGGAUCCUGCACCAGGUACGCUGAAUGAGGAGCACAUUCAAGGAGACAUUGCCUUUGCAUUCCGACAAUACUUUCAAGCCACGGGCGAUGGCGCGUGGCUCAAUUCCACGGGGUAUGACGUGCUCGCCAAGGUGGCCGCCUUUUGGGCAUCCAAGGCGCAGCGCAACUCUGAUGGCUCGUACAGCAUCCCCGAUAUCAUGGGUCCGGAUGAGUAUCAUGGUGGUGUGACGGACAGUGUCUACUGCAACGUCAUUGCCCAAUUGAGCUUGCAGACGGCCCAUGACUGGGCGGCCCGAGUGGGUCGUGCGCCCAACGCGACCUUGCAGACAAUUGCGCAAAACCUCCGCGUCUUGUUCAACGCGAGCACCGGCAUCCACCCUGAAUAUCUGGGCUACGAUGGCUCCACGGUGAAACAGGCGGAUACCAUCUUGAUUGGCUAUCCGCUGGGCUAUAACAUGACCGCGGCUGUACGGGCAGCAGACCUGAACUAUUACCGCGAGCGGACCGAUCCCCAUGGGCCGGCCAUGACCUGGGGCAUGUUUUCAAUCGGCUACCGGGAUGUGGGGCUGGCAGCAGAGGCGGACGAUUUCUUCCAACAAUCGUUCGAGGGGAAUCUGGUGGGGCCCUUUCUUCGAUGGGCCGAGGUUAAGGGAGGUGGGGGUGCCUUCAACUUUAUCACGGGUGCGGGCGGGUUUCUGCAGACAGUGUGGGCUGGCUACGGUGGUGCCCGUUUGACCGACGAUGUACUGGAGCUACGGGCGCCAAGCCCGCUGCCCGGCAGCACGGGCUUGCUGUUGCGCGGCCUUGCCUAUCAGGGCGGCCGUUUCACAGUCGAGGCCCGGCAAAGCCCGGCGGGUUGGACCCUGACGCUAGCACACGGUGGAGAUGCCUCGUCGUUUGAGUUGGCCGUGGUUGCCGCCGCUGGCGUGAUUCCAACGCCCGACCAAUGGCAGCCCCUACCCGCUGGCCAGCCUCAAGCCUUUCAGAUUGGCAGUGUAGUGCUUGUUCGCUCCAAGUCAGCGUGA
Messenger RNA from Monosiga brevicollis MX1, 1515 nucleotides. RefSeq lists its product as uncharacterized. Gene Ontology annotation, molecular function: catalytic activity. NCBI's taxonomy places the organism in Eukaryota, Choanoflagellata, Craspedida, Salpingoecidae. Bases 1 to 1515 code for a protein of 504 amino acids. The transcript has 3 exons. The record is from RefSeq and is a predicted model, not a curated record. Gene Ontology annotation, biological process: carbohydrate metabolic process.